Molecule: messenger RNA, 536 nt
Organism: Cicer arietinum (chickpea)
Lineage: Eukaryota; Viridiplantae; Streptophyta; Magnoliopsida; Fabales; Fabaceae
Product: agamous-like MADS-box protein AGL62
Biological process (GO): regulation of transcription by RNA polymerase II
Molecular function (GO): protein dimerization activity; DNA-binding transcription factor activity, RNA polymerase II-specific; RNA polymerase II cis-regulatory region sequence-specific DNA binding
Source: RefSeq, a predicted model, not a curated record
AUGAAUAUGUUUCAUCAAAAAAAGAAAACCACAGGACGCAAGAAGAUUGAAAUCAAGAAACUUGAGAAAGAUUCAAACAAACAAGUCACAUUCUCAAAAAGACGUUCAGGUUUAUUCAAAAAAGUCAGCGAACUUUGCAUUUUAUGUAAUGUUAAUGUAGCCAUCAUUGUGUUUUCUCCUGCCGACAAAUUAUUCUGUUUUGGUCAACCUAACACCGACACAAUCCUUAAAAGUUACCUUGAAGGAACCACUGAGUUUGAACAUUCUAAGUUAACGGAAAAUUCUUCUACCUAUGAAGAGUACAAUAGAGAAUAUGAAGAGGCUUUAAAAGGGUUGGAGAUAGAAAAGAAGAAAAUGGUGGAGGUUGAAAAUUUGGCUAAGGUUUGGAACAAAGGUGAUUGGUGGAAUGAACCCAUUGAUGAUAUGAGUAGGGAAGAGCUUGAACAAUUUAUGGUGUCAAUUUAUGAGUUAAGAAGGAAGCUACUCGAAAGAUUAGAUGGACUUGUCAUGAUGCUUGCUAUGUUGUAGAAUUGGUU